UUGACCGCAGACCCGUUCGAGAUGGCAAGAACCAAGCAGACCGCUCGCAAAUCCACCGGUGGCAAGGCCCCGCGUAAACAACUGGCGACUAAAGCUGCGCGUAAGAGCGCGCCCGCCACUGGAGGCGUGAAGAAGCCGCAUCGUUAUCGUCCUGGAACUGUCGCUCUUCGUGAGAUCCGUCGUUACCAAAAGAGCACGGAGUUGCUGAUCCGCAAACUCCCGUUCCAGCGUCUGGUUCGUGAGAUCGCCCAGGAUUUCAAGACCGAUCUUCGCUUCCAAAGCUCGGCCGUUAUGGCUUUGCAGGAAGCUAGCGAGGCUUAUCUCGUCGGAUUGUUCGAAGAUACCAAUCUUUGCGCCAUUCACGCCAAGAGGGUCACCAUCAUGCCCAAGGACAUCCAGUUGGCUCGUAGAAUUCGUGGAGAACGUGCUUGAAUUAAUUUCUUCAAAAAUCGGCCCUUUUCAGGGCCAAACAUUCUCUUACGGAGGAAUUUCUCGCGUACGCUUUAUAUCAACAUUAUUUGCAGUCGAUAAAUAACCAUUUAUAUCUUCGAA
This is a messenger RNA of Nylanderia fulva, 552 nucleotides long. RefSeq names its product histone H3. Lineage: Eukaryota; Metazoa; Arthropoda; Insecta; Hymenoptera; Formicidae. Gene Ontology annotation, molecular function: protein heterodimerization activity; DNA binding; structural constituent of chromatin. The record is from RefSeq and is a predicted model, not a curated record. Gene Ontology annotation, cellular component: nucleosome.